This is a messenger RNA of Equus quagga, 4451 nucleotides long. RefSeq names its product lecithin retinol acyltransferase (gene LRAT). Gene Ontology annotation, biological process: retinol metabolic process. The transcript is spliced from 3 exons. Bases 175 to 867 code for a protein of 230 amino acids. Gene Ontology annotation, molecular function: phosphatidylcholine-retinol O-acyltransferase activity. The record is from RefSeq and is a predicted model, not a curated record. Lineage: Eukaryota; Metazoa; Chordata; Mammalia; Perissodactyla; Equidae.
CCUCGCAGCGCCGGUCCAGCUGUCCCCGCGGUCCGCCGCCGCCAGUUCCUCAUCCUCCUCAAUCCCCAGGGCGGUGCGGCCAAGCCAAUCUCCAGGCUUCUCCGCUUUUCUUUUUUCUCUCCCUCCCGCCUCGGCCGCCCCGGUUCCCGCCACCCUGGGCCGCUGGCCUGCAGGAUGAAGAACCCGAUGCUGGAAGCGGUGUCUCUACUGCUGGAGAAGCUGCUCCUCAUCUCCAACUUCAAGCUCUUCAGUUGGGCGGUCCAGGGAGAAGACGAGAAGAGGAACCGCAUCUGUGAGAUCAACUCUUUACUCCGCGGCGACGUGCUGGAAGUGCGCCGAACCCACGUGACCCACUUUGGUAUCUACCUGGGCGACAACCGCGUCGCCCACAUGAUGCCCGACAUCCUGUUGGCUCUGACCAACGACAAGGGUCUCACGCAGAAGGUGGUCUCCAACAAGCGUCUCCUCCUGGGCGUCAUUUGCAGGGUGGCCAGCAUCCGCGUGGACACAGUGGAGGACUUCGCCUACGGAGCCGACAUCCUGGUCAAUCACCUGGACAAGGCCCUCAAGAAAAAAGCGCUGCUCAACGAAGAGGUGGCUCAGAGGGCGGAGAAGCUGUUGGGCUUUACUCCCUACAGCCUCCUGUGGAACAACUGCGAACACUUCGUGACCUACUGCAGAUUCGGCACCUCGAUCAGCCCCCAGGCCGACAGGUUUUGUGAGACUGUGAAGAUAAUUAUUCGUGAUCAGAGGAGUGUUCUUGCCUCAGCAGUCUUGGGAUUGGCGUCUGUAGUUUAUCUGGGCUUGGCGUCAUAUACUGCCCUUCCUGCAAUUUUUAUUCCAUUCUGCUUAUGGAUGGUUGGCUAACUGCAUAUCCCCGUGUUGAUGUGUGUAUUCUGUGUGUAAAUAUGUUUAUAGAGCACAAAUCAGUAUAAGCAUCGUCGAGAAAAAUGUGACCUGUAACGCUGUGUUCUGGAUAAAAAUGUGAUUAAGAAUCACACAAAGUGCUUACUGUGUAAGCCCAAGAACAAAGGCUUUCUGGAUCUUCUCAGGCAGUUCCAUUUGAAAACACUGCGCAAAUCUUGGAAACAUGACAAGCUGUGAUAGAACUCAUCAUUACAAGAAAACCAGCCCUUAAGAUGAUGGCCAUGGGAGAUUAUUUGUUUUACGUUUUUCUCCUGUAAUCAUUGGUCUUCUCUGUUAGACCUGAAUUUGAAGAUUGGAAGUCUCGUUGAGUGAGGUCACUAACUUUACUAUAAAUUUAUCCUGUUUCAUUGAAAAACUUUUAUUAAACUGAAAGAAUUUCCUUUAUAUAGAUGAAAACAUGUUUGAUGAUUGGCCCCCCAAAAUUCACAAUCUGUUUUUCCUCAUGUUUUAUAUAUAAUUCGCAGUAAGUCAACAAUAUUUUCAUUACUUGAAAUCAUAUUGGCAAAGUUAAAGUUUAAUGAUAAAGUAGCUGACCAGAACUACAGAAAUUUGUGUUUUCCUGUAGAAAUAGCUACUAUAGCAUCAGUUGAACAAUUUGCUUUGGCUUUACUUAAUAGGAAGCCUGGCAUUCUUUUUUUUUUUUUUUCCCUUUUAUGUGUCAAGUGGUUACUUUAAACCACUCUGAGAGGUAAAUGGAUAUAGGAUUGAAGUAAUUUGGGUACUUGGAGUGUGUAUGUGCCAAUUAAAUAUGCAGGUAUCCACAUACACUCAAACUGAGAGAAAAUUUAUUUGGUCUUGGUUACUUUAUCAUAACAGUGAGGUCAUUAUAGAUCAUCUGUAGAGGUGAAUAUAACAGCAAGUUUAAUCCAUUUUCUUAUGCCCUAGCAUUUGUGGUGUAACUUGCAUAUAUGUCAGUGGAUGGUUUAUCUUUCAAAACACUUACUAAGGUACUGUAUAAUUAGUAAAAGCCCUCAGAUUUGUUUUCUAGUCAGGUUUCUCCAUUUCAUUACUAAGUGUAGCUUACAUCCUUAAGAAGUGUGCCACAGCAGUAUAUAAAACCCAAUGAAGUAGGACCAAAGGAAAUGACUGUUAGAAAUAAUUUUCAAGCAUCUUAGUACUGCCAGGCAAUAAAUUGAUAUUACACUGAGGCUGUUUUAAUAUGAGUUGAGAUGUAACAGUGUUAAAGCAAGCAUUCGAGUCGUGUUCCAAAAUUACUAAAUUCUAAAAAUUAAGCCACAAGCUAGACUUGCAUUUCAAGUAUUAAAAUUGCUUUAUAAACUAUAAAGAAUCACAAAAUAAUGUGUCACAUAAAGAAUGGUAUGGGGAGGGUGGGGUCAGUCACUUAGUGAUCCAAUCAGAACAAAUUUAAGAGUGGAUUUUACUUAUAACUGAUGUUUCAUCACCACUAAUUUACCAAACAAAUUCUGUUGGCGUUUAAUAAUAAUGAAACUUUGUGUUUAAUCAUUUAAAUGUUUUAAAUAGUUAAAACAUGAAAUGGCAACACCACAGAAUAAAGUUGUUCUACGGUCCUAUUCCAACCACUUAGAAUUAUUUUAAGUACGUAUACAUAAAAGUAACCAAUAUGAGAAAUCCAUUGUAUUAGUGGUUUUUUACUUACUGUAUAUCACCCUUGUAGCAAUUGUUUAAAUAAAUUCAUUUUUAAAAAAUAUGGUAUCCUCAUAAAUAAUUAACACCUUUUUUGCAGACUUUAUUAUUGCAGGUAGCAGAAAACUGUCUGAUGUUAAAUCUGUGUUCAAAGAUAAUGAUCCCUAUUAAAUGCCAAGGGAAAUAUUUAAGGUUGGAAUUAACAUAAUUGGUCUUGACUCACUUCAUAUCCUUAAAGCAGGAUUCAAUUCAUCAUUUGUUUGAGUGCUCAUUACAUGCCAGGCACUGACCUGUUGUAAUUUCAUGGUCUAGAAUUAAUCCUGUUUUUCAACUACGUAUAUUAGAGUGUAUACAGUGCUAUGAGAACACAAGAGAAGAAGAAAUUAUCUUCCUGAAGGGUGAGAAAUCUAUCUGAAGUAGGCAAUGCUAUCAUUAAACUUAGAAAUAUUAAGAGGUGAUCUUAUUACACUGAUGUGUUCCACAAAUGGGAAGAGGGAACUGGAAGGAAGGUUUUUUAAAUUAAAUGUUCCACAGCACUAGAAUUUGUUGAACUUUUUAGGAGAAAGGGAGAGUUUUUGUUUUGUUGUGCUCAGUUUGAUUAGUUGCUUAACAAGGAGCAUAUAUUCCUGAUUGUGGUUAUGGAAAAAAUCCUGAGCUAUUAUUGUGUCUCUGAUGAGUUUCUCUGGGCUUCAUUAGUUAAGAUUCACCCUUGUAAUCCUGAAAGUCCCUUAUAUUUCUAUAUUUCUAUCCUAACUUGUGAAAUGACAAGUAGUGUCUGAUGCAGCUUUUGGUUGCUUAUUUCGUUCUUUGCCAUACCUAGAUGAAGGCUAAAUGGGACUAGCUGGGCUAAGAUGAAAUAAUGCAGGUGUCAGAUACUAUGCACGUGUUAGCGCUGAAAAGAUGAAUGAGACAUGGACCUUUUCCUCCAAGCUUAUGAUCUCAUGGACAUAGAAUUAUUAAGACUUUCUGCAAUAGAGCUGAUCGAAGGCACAGAAAAUAAGUGGUUGGUUUUAACUGAUAGGGCAAAAAUUAUGGGGACUGUGUAUCAAGAAUUGGAAAAAUAGGAUGUUUUCCAGGAGGACAGAUUUGGGCAGGGCAUUCUACACAUUGGGAAGAGCAUGAGCGAACGCAUGAAAACUGUCCACAACACGCCUGACACAUAAAUGUGAGGUACUCUACUAUUUGUUGACUGAAAGCAUGAAAGUGCAUGGAGCAUUCAGGCAAAUGUAAGUAGUUCAGAGGCUAGAGCAGAGCAACGGUGAUGAGAGAUGUCAGAAAACAGUGAUCAGGUGGUGCAAGUGUAGACCAAGAGGUUUGGGCUUCAUGAACAAGCAAUGGAGAUUUGGGCUUCAGAAAGGUAACUCCCAAAAGUAUGCAGGAAGGAUGGGAGAAUGGGCAAGACAGGACGAGGGAAUCUAUUAAGAGACUAGCUGUGGUUCUCAAUCUCUCAAAUCAACGCCUGUGAUUGUGUAGGUGAGAGCAAACAUGUCAAGGAAGUGUCAACAGACUUUAGCCAAAUCCUGUUUGACUCCUGAGUAACUCUUGGUGGGGUGUCAGGGAGAAUUCAUGCAUCCUUCUUUUCAUCCAGAAAGUUGGGUCCUGAAAAAUAAGUUAAUGUGGUGGCUGUGUGUAUAUUGGAUACUACACAUCUUUGUUCUGCUAGGUAUAUUUCUUCCCAAGGACAAGCAAAUAAACUUGGAUUUGUUGUCUAAAAAAUUAUUUUUUUCAGAGUAUAGACAUAUUUCUUAUUUUUCCAUUUUCUAUUUCAUACUGUCAAAUAUCAAAAAUGUUUUCCAGCAAUAUCAAAGUUAUGCCAACGGCAAAACUCUUUUGUUAUAGAUGGGAAGCAUAUAAAAAAUGAUGGUUGCCAAUCUUCUGUUUUAUAUGAUUUCUUUUGAGAGUUUUACCUAACCUAGAUC